AGACGUGCAACAGCCACUCACUCGACUAGGAGGGGGGCGGGAGAGAGGGAGGGGUACAGGUGCGGAUCGUUUGUAUGAUGCGUCACAGUCCAUCCGUCGUGGAUGCGCAUGCGUGUGUGUGUGCGCUGGCCAUACAUGUCGAAAGCGAAUUAACGUCAUGUCAACACGCGCACGCACUCAAACAAACAAUACAGCAAUCCAUCCAUCCAUCUAUCCCCAUUACAGCCCAUCACUGUCGUCGAAGGUCACCCGUGGGCGGGAGGCACGCACCGAGCACUCACACACUGCAUGGUUUCGUCCAUCAGACGCGGUCUGUCUGUCUGUCUGUCUGUCUGUCCGCUGACCGAUGAGGAAGACAGUGAGGAACUCUCUUCUGCCUCCCUUGACCAAUUCACCUCUCAACCCGUUCCCACCACACUGUGUCUCCCAGGUCAUCCCCCAACACACCCAUCACGGCAACACGCGUGCGGUCAUGCGGGGCCGACUCGGUCGUGAAGAUGACAAUCUUUCGUGCAUCAUCAUCCCCAUCCCCUCUCUCUCUCGCCAGCCAAAUCGCUGCCAUCUUCCCCUCGUCGAUCGCCUCACUCCCCAAGACCACCAGCCGCUCAUGGCGUGCCCCCUCACGCUUCUUGUCGAAGAUCGUCACCCCUGGCCCCCACUGUGCCACUCCGUUGUUGUUGUGAGAGGCCAUCAGCAGCUCAUUUACACGACGGUAUGCGGCGGAAGAAGGGCAGAAACACCACAACCACCGGAUGCGCCGGAGGUUCUGGUUUUGGCGGCCGCGACGGAGCCAAUCGACCAGGACGAAAGCCACCAUCGACGAGUAAGUGCAAUACGUCCAGCUGUCCAUCUGCGUGGGCCGGUCGGCGGGGUCAAACGUGUCAGGAAAAAGUGGGCUGGGACUGGCGAUACAGGAGGGCAGACGGUAUUCGUAGUGCCACGAGUCGAGAAUCUUGAUGCCGGACAUCAGACGUAUCUGUUGUCCUCCACUAUGGAAAGUCAACCCCCGGCUGAGUAUCUUCCACUGGCGGACCGCCUCGCUCCGGCCGACGAAGGCCGUCCGGCUGCCGAACACGCUGAGGUAAUCAUGCCGCAGCACCAACGGCACCUUGCCGCAAAGGUGAUAGAGUAGCUGCAGAUGCGGCCGACACCUUGCCCAAUCGCCACCAUACUCCAGCGUGAACAGCAGCCGGGUCAGCUGCUCGACAACGGCACUGGUGGCCCCGCCCUGGGUCAGCUGGUAAAGGGGCACCUGCACCAGGCCGCCAAAGAUAGUGGCCACCAUGAAGGGCAGCAGUCGUGUGAGGAUGGGCAAGAGGACGGCGGCGGUGAAUUGUGUGGGAUGGGCGUCGAUGAGGGCCUCCAGCUGCGAGUAGCUCUUGACGUACUCGGCGAUGGUGAUUGCGAGGUGCUGCGGCACAUCAGCGGCACUGAUGGCGCGCUCAACUGGCACACACACACACAGACACAAACAUAUAGACAGCGGUUUCAGGCACAUUAUGCAUUGCUUCUGCGAACCAUUGAUGGUGCCGUUCAUGAGUGUGACGAUGAGGAGGGCGGGGGGCGGGCGAGAGGUGACAAACACCUGAUAGUUGAGGUGGCCGUACCUACACACACACGCAGAGAGAGAGAGAGAGAGAGCUGCACUGACUGUGUGUGUUGUCUAACCAUUCACGGCAUCGAUGCUGUCUGUGUGUCCGUACCAGGUUGGUGGGUUGUCCCAGGACCCUCGCCCGUCGUGCAUGACGAAUUCCAUCCCGCCGCUCUCAUCAGGGACCUCAACACGAACCUUCACCCAGCCGCGCCCAACGCCCUGGUCACCGAGGGUAAGCACACAGACAGACAGACAGACAGACAGACAGACACAUGCACACACUCAAUGUACGCGGACUGAUUCCCUCCGACCCCUUUGUGUGUGCCUUGCGGACCUUCAU
Molecule: messenger RNA, 1934 nt
Organism: Vitrella brassicaformis
Lineage: Eukaryota; Vitrellaceae
Source: the annotation of a GenBank genome assembly